Molecule: messenger RNA, 324 nt
Organism: Aspergillus chevalieri
Lineage: Eukaryota; Fungi; Ascomycota; Eurotiomycetes; Eurotiales; Aspergillaceae
Exons: 2
Coding region: 1-324 (107 amino acids)
Source: RefSeq, a predicted model, not a curated record
AUGGAGAACACAUUCAUUUCUGAAGAUCCUGGUUUUAUCUUACAAGAUGAUCUAUUUAGAUCAAUUGAAACCGACUUGAGUCAACCCCAGCAGGAGAAGGAAGAAAAUAUUCUUAUUCAGCUAAGUGAUGCCUCAACGAAGCCAUUGAAGGUCCUUAAAUUAGAAUAUACAAGUGAUCUUCCGGAAUAUCCAUCUACUGAUCCUAAUGGAUAUGGGUAUGUUAUAAAUGUGCCGCCGAAUCAGCAGAGGGAAACUGUAGAGGACAUGGUUAACAGUGUAAAUAUUUCACAAGUACCUUACAAGCACUUGGUAAGCAGAUACUAA